This is a messenger RNA of Ixodes scapularis (black-legged tick), 3338 nucleotides long. Its product is annotated as lysosome membrane protein 2. The coding region runs from base 83 to 1594 and encodes 503 amino acids. The record is from RefSeq and is a predicted model, not a curated record. The transcript is spliced from 12 exons. Gene Ontology annotation, cellular component: cytoplasm; membrane. Gene Ontology annotation, molecular function: scavenger receptor activity. NCBI's taxonomy places the organism in Eukaryota, Metazoa, Arthropoda, Arachnida, Ixodida, Ixodidae.
AGAGUACGCGAUCAACGGUUGGUACGUCUCCGUGUCUUGGGUAACGACGACACAAGAACAAAAAAGGAUUCCGUGAUUCAAGAUGACGACGAGGAGGAGCAAGAUCUGCCUGGGCACUUUCGCCGCCAUCUGCGGUAUUCUGCUCUUGGUCGGGAUUUUGGGUCACGUGUACUUUCCGUCCAUCCUCAAGGGACAGGUGGCGAAGCAAAUGCAGCUCCGCGAAGGCUCCGAGACCCUGGAAAAGUGGAGCAACGUGAAGGUGCCCAUCUACAUCUCCUUCCACCUGUUCAACAUCACCAACCCGGAGGAGUUCGGCAACGGCUCCAAGGCGGUCGUCCAGCAGGCCGGUCCUUACGUCUACAGGGAGUACCGGCGGAAAGAGAUCCAAGGCUUCAACGAGCCGCGCAACACGGUGCAGUAUUUCGACCGGAAGAGCUUCGUGUUCGAGCCGAGCAUGUCGGCGGGCAGCGAAGAGGACACCGUCUACAUCCUCAACGUGCCCGUGGUGGCAAUCGCCGCCAUGACGCGCAAGCACGUGCCAGCCGUGGCAGCCAAGCUUAUCAUGCCCAUCGUGGACGCCAUGAUGCGUAAGCACAACCAGACCCUCGCCAUGAAGCGCAUGGCCAAGGAGAUGCUGUUUGAAGGCUACGAGGUGGCCCUCAUGAAGGACCUCAUGCGCCUGGCCAAGGCCUUCUUGCCCAACCUGAACAACCCGCUCAAGAACAACACCUUUGGACUCUUCUACGGGAAGAACAACAGUCACGACGGGCUGUACUCGGUGUACACGGGGGUGGACGAUUCGUCCAAGUUCGCCAAGCUGGAAGAGUGGAACAACCACAAGCAGUUGCCGUUCUGGAAGGGACCCACUUGCAACAUGAUCAACGGAACCGAUGGAGGUCAGUUCGCGCCGUUCGUCUCCAAGGAUUCCGAGCUGUACGUGUUUGCGACGGAUCUCUGCAGGUCGAUGCGCUUCAACUACGAGAGGGACACCGAGGUGCACGGCCUGAAAACGAUGCGGUUCACGCCGCCGGCGACCCUGUUCGCGUCGGCCGACGAGGACGAGAACAACCGCUGCUUCUGCACCACGUCGACGUGCCCCAGGAGCGGCGUCGUGUACGUGUCCACCUGCCAGAAGGGCGCCCCCAUCGUGCUCUCGUCGCCGCACUUCUACCUGGGCGACAACGAGUACGUGAACGGCGUCGCCGGGCUCAGUCCCGUCAAGGAGCAGCACGAGACCUUCCUCGACAUCCAUCCCCUCACGGGUCUGGUGCUAAGGGCAUCAAAGAGACUACAGAUCAACAUCGAUCUCAAGAAUUACGACAAGCUGCAACUGCUGAAAAAUGUCGAAGACACCGUGUUUCCAGUGGCAUGGAUUGAAGAGAGCGUCGAGCUGAGUCCCCCGCUCGCAGAGGAGUUAAAGCAGAAGGUGGAAAUGCCGCAGCAGUUGGGUAACGGCACCAUCGCCACGGCCAUGGUGGUCGGGGGCAUCGGCAGCUCCAUCUGCGUCGUCAUGGUCUUUCUGCUAUACUUCAAGAGCAAAUCUCGGACCGCUGGCAUCAGCUCCGAGCAGCUGCACACUCCAAAACACCCGUAGCGUCAACUACAGUCGUCGACCCCACCGGUAGCUUCCUCAUGACGAGAGCGGUGCCUUCAAGCGUGGAAGCUAUGCAACUCAUCUCUUUGCGCCGCCCGUCGAUGGCACUGUCACUCCAGGAAGAGACGCUGAAACUAGUCACGGGGCGAAAAACCGCUCACAGCUUUACACUCUUCACGAGUCUUGUUCGUACUAUGUUGUGGUCCUCAAGCGCAGACUGAAGCAAAAAACCACAUGAACAACGGGCAACCAGUAUUAAGUGCCGCCGACGAUUGGAAUGGAUGGACAAUGGCAAAACUUCUUAUGAGUUUGCAGGCACAUUGCGCCCCCUAUACUCCAUUCGCCCCUAAACUGUCAGUGCGGUGGAAACUACGGACUUGUUGGACCAGCCAUCUUCAGUCACGUGAUAACGCUUCCACCCACCACACCCACGCGCGAAGAGCGCGGUCCGGUAUUGAUGGGCAGGGAGUUGAUUGGUUCGGCGAGUGCGUAGCUUCCACAGCACUGUCAGCUUAGGGGUGAUCGGAGCACAUACAGUGUUUAAUUUUGACCAUGCCACUCUCUUGGUGUUCAUAGGGUUCAGAUGCAUUUUGAAACUUUACUGCUGCAUGCAUAAGUCCACGCUCUUUUUCUUCGCCUGACGAAGACAUCUCUCGGCAUUUUGUGUUAGGAGGACUUUGAACGCGAACGCUUACCGUAAAACUUAGUGCUGGGAACUUAUAAAGGUGCCUUAGAAGUUAGCUUGAAGUUGGUAGAGCACAGCGGAUGCACACACCAAGGUGCACGACCAAUCGGGCGAUGCAUCACUUGAUCUGAGGUUGGCUGCGUGUCCGAUUGCCACGUCACGUGACGCGGUGGAUGAUAAAAUACAAACAGCAGUGGUCGCCAAUAGGGCACGGCGUCAAGCAGGAAGUUUCCAGUUUGCAUUUUUAUUCAUUGUCUGCGUUUUUCCCCAUACGAAUCAAAUCAAUCGCACGCGGACUUUAACAAACACCGUAGCUCUUGACUUUAACUUGAGACCAUUCUUUUGUUCCUGUUGUGUAUCUAUGAACUUCCCCCCAGUAAACUAUAGACCAUUACACUUUUUACAAAAAGUAGCGUCCAACAAGAGACAAAAGCACAGUACAGCACCGCCUUGUAGCUUUGGCAAGCGGGGGCAGUUCGGGCACCAACAUCGAACAUCGAAAAUGGCAACUCCGAUAAAACCCGGUGUGCAGAUGAUACAAAAUUCGAGCCCUCCAAUAAGUGCUACCACAACAAGAUGCAACAAUAAAUUCGCUGGACCAUAUUGAAACACGUGCGAGCAAAGCGACGGUCAUACCGGACCAACAGCCAUGACGUCAGCAACCACCUAAGUGACGGCUCGUGGGAUAGCUCCGACUCUUAAUGUAAAGUGCGUAUCAGGAAACAUCAGCGAUGCAGGUCAUCGACGGCGAACUGCUUCUGCUCUGUAUGCUAACAUCUAUUCCUUCUACCGGUUUUCCCCCCUAGUAUAGUAUAUUAUUGUUUAGUUACGAGCGAGCCAGUGUUGCCUAUCGAAACCUACGUCGUCACUGAAGGAUCAUCUAUGAAGCACUUCCGUCAAUUGUUGCUCUUCGGGACCAAGGGACCACCAUGGAUGCACCAGACUCUUUCACAUGUGCCUAAUAUUGACCGUUCAUACCUCAUGUCGGUGUCGCGUCCACGUCACGCCAACAGGCCUGCUGGAAGGCUAUAGGAUUCAUUAAACUUUCAUUGUUUGAGA